Messenger RNA from Cercocebus atys (sooty mangabey), 7022 nucleotides. RefSeq names its product KN motif and ankyrin repeat domains 1 (gene KANK1). Lineage: Eukaryota; Metazoa; Chordata; Mammalia; Primates; Cercopithecidae. Gene Ontology annotation, biological process: negative regulation of actin filament polymerization. The transcript is spliced from 12 exons. Bases 1502 to 5596 code for a protein of 1364 amino acids. Gene Ontology annotation, molecular function: protein binding. Gene Ontology annotation, cellular component: cytoskeleton; cytoplasm. The record is from RefSeq and is a predicted model, not a curated record.
GCCCUGCUAGUACAGAGUCUUUGAGGACAUUAGAAAAUGUGUGCCUUUCUGGAUGGACAUAGUCCCUGGUUUGGUGAGUCGACCGUGCGUGGGACUUCAGCUCUUAGGUACCACCUUAGCUGGGUGCACUUGUUUAGUAUGCGGAAUACACCUUCCAUGCAUGGUGGCCUAGGAUAUAUCUGCACUGCUCAAUCUAGGGCAGUGUUGCCUCCCAGGGGACAUUUGGCAAUAUCCGAAGAAAUUUAUGAUGGUUAAAACUGAACCAGAGAGGGUAGGUGCUACUGUCAUCUAGUGGGUAAAGGCCAGAGAUGCUGCUAAACACUCUGCAGUGUCCAGGACAACUCCUAACAACAAAGAAUUAUCCAGCCCCAAAUACCAAUUGUGCUGAGAAACCCUGGUGUCUGCAAACCUUUCAGGCUUAAGGGGAAAGGCGGUGAGAGAGGAUGAUAGCUGGAGGUGGGUGGACCUGAGAACAGUCUCCUUACAUACUUUGCUGCAGUCUCAUUUGCUUGUGGCAGUUUUCACCUUGCCUCUCCCACCUCUCUACCAUAGAACUCUUAUUCAUCACGUUGUAGGUUUCAUCUGUUUAUUCUUAUGUAGCCAUUUUCACUAUUCCCUCUCCCACCCCCACUCUCCCUGAGCAGUAAAUUCUGUGCAAUCUUGUGUCCUUAAUUUCUGUUUCUGGGCACACUGUAAAACAUCUGUAUUUUAAUAGUAUCUGUCAGGAAAUUCUAUUUUGGCAACCAAGUACGGGCUAAUCUAAAGUAGCCCAUACUUCAGUGCUGUGUUGAUAAGGCUUUAAUGCACAGUUAGCCCCUUGACUGUCAGGCUUGGAAAAAAGACAGGAAGUAUUCCUUGUCUUUGGAAAGCAGCCUACUCUGGCUUUGGGAAGGAAAGAGUACAAAUGGUUCUCACCAGAUAGGGUUGCAGCAGCUCUCCCAGCAUUUUGGGAACAAAUCAGGUCAUUAUCUCAACAAUGUCAAAACUGUGUUCCCAGAUCAGUUGUUGUUUGAAACAUUUGGGGCUGAUAGGAGAAGAAUUAAUUAGCAGCUCCCUCUCUUGGUGUUCUUUUUCAGCCUUCUCAAAUUGCAGCACGAGAGUCCCUUAGACAUGCUGGCUGCUCAUUUGGUAAUCUGUAUUUUGCUCAGUACAAAAGGUUGCCGGCUAAGUUUUGUGAGCCCCUCUAAUGUCAGGCUGACAGUGUCUUGGGUUCAAUUAACAAGAACGUUUACAGUAACAUUUUGUCAAUGGGGAAGGACUUGAAUUCACAGAACUGUCUUGGAAAGCCCUGGAAUGAUGGUCACUAUACUGGAUGGACUUCUGAACUAGUGAAUUACUUUCAUCUUUUGAUCACACUAGGAAAUUGUGCAUGGAGUUGAAAUAUUUAUUGCAGUAAUUUCUGACCUUACAUAAUUAAGGUUGAAUGCCUUUGAGAACUUGAUGCAUAAAAUUUGCAUGACUCCUCACUCCUUUCUGGAUCUAUCAUUGGGCUCAAGCCAGCAUGGCUCAUACCACAAAGGUUAACGGCAGUGCCUCAGGAAAAGCAGAUGACAUUCUGAAUGGAGACCAGGACAAGGAACAAAAAGACCCUUACUUUGUGGAGACCCCCUAUGGUUAUCAGCUAGACUUAGAUUUCCUCAAAUAUGUGGAUGACAUACAGAAGGGAAACACCAUCAAAAGACUGAACAUCCAGAAGAGGCGGAAGCCAUCCGUGCCAUGCCCAGAACCCAGGACCACAUCUGGUCAGCAAGGUAUAUGGACUUCCACAGAAUCCCUCUCAUCCUCCAACAGUGAUGACAACAAGCAGUGCCCCGACUUCCUCCUAGCCAGAAGCCAAGUUACGUCAACUCCAAUCUCAAAGCCACCUGCCCCUCUGGAGACCUCACUCCCUUUUCUUACCAUCCCAGAAAAUCAACAGCUGCCACCUCCCUCACCACAACUCCCAAAGCAUAACCUUCAUGUCACCAAGACACUGAUGGAGACCCGGAGAAGACUGGAACAGGAGAGAGCCACCAUGCAGAUGACACCAGGUGAGUUCAGGAGGCCCAGGCUGGCCAGUUUUGGAGGCAUGGGCUCCACAAGCUCCCUCCCCUCUUUUGUGGGUUCUGGAAACCACAAUCCUGCCAUACACCAGCUUCACAAUGGAUACCAAGGUAAUGGGGAUUAUGGUGGCUAUGCCCCAGCUGCUCCCACCACUUCCUCCAUGGGGAGCUCCAUCCGCCACAGCCCCCUGAGCUCAGGGAUCUCCACCCCAGUGACCAACGUGAGCCCUAUGCACCUGCAGCACAUCCGUGAGCAGAUGGCCAUUGCUCUGAAACGCCUGAAGGAACUGGAGGAGCAGGUGCGAACCAUCCCUGUGCUCCAGGUAAAGAUCUCUGUCUUGCAAGAAGAGAAAAGGCAGUUGGCCUCACAGCUGAAAAACCAAAGGGCUGCAUCCCAGAACAAUGUCUGUGGUGUGAGGAAGCGGUCCUACAGUGCAGGGAACGCCUCCCAGCUGGAACAGCUCUCCCAGGCCCGAAGAAGUGGCGGGGAACUAUACAUCGACUAUGAGGAGGAAGAAAUGGAGAGCGUAGAACAGAGCACCCAGAGGAUAAAGGAGUUCCGACAGCUUACAGCAGACAUGCAAGCCCUGGAGCAGAAGAUCCAGGACAGCAGCUGUGAGGCCUCCUCAGAGUUCAGGGAGAAUGGAGAGUGCCGGUCUGUGGCUGUGGGUGCCGAGGAGAACAUGAAUGACAUCAUCGUGUACCACAGAGGCUCCAGGUCCUGUAAGGAUGCAGCUGUAGGGACACUUACUGAGAUGAGGAAUUGUGGGGUCAGUGUGACAGAAGCCAUGCUUGGAGUGACAACUGAAGCUGACAAAGAAAUUGAGCUGCAACAGCAGACCAUAGAAGCCUUGAAGGAAAAGAUCUAUCGCCUAGAAGUACAGCUUAGAGAAACCACCCAUGACCGGGAGAUGACUAAACUAAAACAAGAGCUGCAGGCUGCUGGAUCGAGGAAAAAGGUUGACAAAGCCAUGAUGGCCCAGCCACUUGUUUUCAGUAAGGUGGUGGAGGCGGUGGUGCAGACCAGAGACCAAAUGGUCGGCAGUCACACAGACCUGGUGGACACGUGUGUUGGGACCUCCGUGGAAACAAACAGUGUAGGCAUCUCCUGCCAGCCCGAAUGUAAGAACAAAGUCGUAGGGCCUGAGCUGCCCAUGAAUUGGUGGAUUGUUAAGGAGAGGGUGGAAAUGCACGACUGUUGUGCUGGGAGGUCUGUGGAAAUGUGUGACAAGAGUGUGAGUGUGGAAGUCAGCAUCUGCGAAACAGGCAGCAACACAGAGGAGUCUGUGAAUGACCUCACACUCCUCAAGACAAACUUGAAUCUCAAAGAAGUGCGGUCUAUCGGUUGUGGAGAUUGUUCUGUUGACGUGACUGUCUGCUCUCCAAAGGAGUGUGCCUCCCGGGGCGUGAACACUGAGGCUGUUGGCCAAGUGGAAGCUGCCGUCAUGGCAGUGCCUCGUACCGCAGACCAGGACACUAGCACGGAUUUGGAACAGGUGCACCAGUUCACCAACACCGAGACAGCCACCCUCAUAGAUUCCUGCACCAACACUUGCCUAAGCACUUUGGACAAGCAGACCAGCACCCAGACUGUGGAGACGCGGACAGUAGCUGUAGGAGAAGGCCGUGUCAAGGACAUCAACUCCUCCACCAAGACGCGGUCCAUUGGUGUUGGAACAUUGCUUUCUGGCCAUUCUGGGUUUGACAGGCCAUCAGCUGUGAAGACCAAAGAGUCAGGUGUGGGGCAGAUAAAUAUUAACGACAACUAUCUGGUUGGUCUCAAAAUGAGGACCAUAGCUUGUGGGCCACCACAGUUGACUGUGGGGCUGACAGCCAGCAGAAGGAGCGUGGGGGUUGGGGAUGACCCUGUAGGGGAGUCUCUGGAGAACUCCCAGCCCCAGGCUCCACCUGGAAUGAUGACCGGCCUGGAUCACUACAUUGAGCGCAUCCAGAAGCUGCUGGCAGAACAGCAGACACUGCUGGCUGAGAACUACAGUGAACUGGCAGAAGCUUUCGGGGAGCCUCACUCACAGAUUGGCUCCCUCAACUCUCAGCUCAUCAGCACCCUGUCGUCUAUCAACUCUGUCAUGAAAUCUGCAAGCACUGAAGAGCUGAGGAACCCUGACUUCCAGAAAACCAGUCUGGGUAAAAUCACAGGCAGUAAUUUGGGAUAUACCUGUAAGUGUGGAGGCCUUCAGUCAGGAAGUCCCUUAAGCUCCCAGACAUCCCAGCCUGAGCAAGAAGUGGGGACUUCAGAAGGAAAGCCAAUCAACAGCCUGGAUGCCUUCCCCACUCAGGAAGAUACGCUGUCUCCAGUGAACCUGACAGACGACCAGAUCGCCGCUGGCCUCUAUGCAUGUACAAACAAUGAAAGUACACUGAAGUCCAUCAUGAAGAAGAAAGAUGGUAACAAAGAUUCAAAUGGCACGAAAAAGAAUCUUCAGUUUGUUGGCAUUAAUGGAGGGUAUGAAACAACUUCAAGUGAUGAUUCCAGCUCAGAUGAAAGCUCUUCUUCCGAGUCAGAUGACGAGUGUGAUGUCAUUGAGUAUCCUCUUGAAGAAGAGGAAGAGGAGGAGGAUGAAGACACUCGGGGAAUGGCAGAAGGGCACCAUGCAGUUAAUAUUGAAGGUUUCAAGUCUGCCAGGGUGGAAGAUGAAAUGCAGGUUCAAGAAUGUGAACCUGAGAAGGUGGAAAUCAGAGAGAGGUAUGAAUUAAGUGAAAAGAUGUUGUCUGCAUGCAACUUACUGAAAAAUAAUAUAAAUGACCCCAAAGCUUUGACCAGCAAAGAUAUGAGGUUCUGUCUGAACACCCUCCAGCACGAGUGGUUCCGCGUGUCCAGUCAGAAGUCAGCCAUUCCAGCCAUGGUGGGGGACUACAUAGCUGCUUUUGAGGUCAUCUCCCCAGAUGUCCUCCGCUAUGUCAUCAACUUGGCAGAUGGCAACGGCAACACAGCCCUCCAUUACAGCGUGUCCCACUCCAACUUCGAGAUUGUGAAGCUGCUGUUGGAUGCCGAUGUGUGUAACGUCGAUCACCAGAACAAGGCAGGCUACACCCCUAUCAUGCUGGCAGCCCUCGCCGCUGUGGAAGCAGAGAAGGACAUGCGGGUUGUGGAAGAACUCUUUGGCUGCGGGGAUGUGAACGCCAAAGCUAGUCAGGCGGGACAGACGGCCCUCAUGCUGGCGGUCAGUCACGGACGGAUAGACAUGGUGAAGGGCCUGCUGGCCUGUGGGGCUGACGUCAACAUCCAGGAUGACGAGGGCUCCACGGCCCUCAUGUGUGCCAGUGAGCAUGGGCAUGUGGAGAUCGUCAAGCUGCUGCUGGCCCAGCCCGGCUGCAAUGGUCACCUGGAGGACAACGAUGGCAGCACUGCGCUCUCGAUCGCCCUGGAAGCAGGACACAAGGACAUCGCUGUUCUUCUGUAUGCCCAUGUCAACUUUGCAAAAGCCCAGUCUCCGGUCAGUGUUGUGCAUUUGGCAUUUGUAAAUAGGCUGAAAUCCACCAGACUGGUGGACCCCCUUCCUCCAGGAACUGACAGGAGACAGAUUUUAUGUUGAUUCAGAAAAUGGAAGUUUUAGUCUGGAGCUUAAGAGUUCUUCCUUUCUGCCUCUGCCCCUAAAGGGCAGGAGAACUGUUUUAGCAGAGGCUGGGCCCUGCUGGUCCUUGCAAGACAGAUGCUCUCACAGCUUCCCAUAGAGGUUUUGAUUCUGUUUAGAAAUAUCCAGAUAGCACCCUCCGAGCCCAUGGGGUUAUUUCACCAUGGUUCUGGCAUUGUUACUGAAGCAGAUGGCAGGCAGCCUGUAGUCCACAGUUCACUCUGAGUGGGAAGGUGACUUCCCAGGACAGCCGGACAUAGCAGUGCUGAGCCCAGCUGGCCUUGGAGCUGUGGACACCUGUUCCCUCUUCUCAGAGCUCUCCUGGCUCGGGCUCACAGCUGGUUGUUGGCUGUGGUGGGCCAAGAUCCUAUGUCACAGGGUACACAUCUGCCUGAGAUCACUUAUUAACCCCCAGUUUUUUUCCUUUCCUGGUCUCUAGGGCACCCCUAGGCUUGGAAGGAAGACGUCUCCUGGCCCCACCCACCGAGGUUCAUUUGAUUGAUUGUAUGCAAAUAGCCCUCAUUUACAUGCCACCAUUAAGCUGCUAAUUGUUCCUGUUGGGGUGACAGAUACUGAAUGUAUAUGUAUUGUGCCUGAGCUCACCAGCAAACGGAAGCAUCAAGCCCAGGGGUAAAGGCUGAAGCUUUCAUAGUGCAGGAGAUUGCCAGCCUGGGCACGCGCGCCUCCUUUCUGGCCAUCUUCUCUCUGUGUAGGGCACACUUUAACCCAGUCUCUGUUGCUGUUGAGUCUCUGCUCCGUUUUGUACAGUCAUAGGAAAUUCUGACCUGAUCUGAAGGGGCACCUUCUGUUCACUCCCACAAAGAAGUGUCAGGUUCUCAUUGAGAAGUUUUAAAAUUUUUCCUCAAAUAUUUACAUUUAUUAAAUGUGGAACUAUUAGGAAGCUCUUCCAUAAAUCUCAUUUCAGCAUAGUUUUGAUUUUUUUCUUAUUUUAAAAUAAGGAAGUUGAGAUGACUUUGAUUAUCGGUAACUUGGGCCUGGGGUAGACAAAACUCUCAAAGUAUAAAACUUACAAAAGAAUAUUCUCAUUUGGUUUUAUCUAGGUAGAUGUAAUAUAUGACUUUUUAUAAAAAGAGUAUCUAUAUGAAAUUGACACAGUAUUUUCAACUUUUAUAGUCCAUACUAAAGAUAUGAAGAACUACAUGUAACAUUAUCAUUUUUAUUAAUUGCACAACUCUAAUGAUAAAGGUUGGAUUGUGUUAGAGGAAUUGGCUCUUGUAUUUGCCUCUAGAGAAACAUGGUAUAGUUCUCUUUGUAUUUAUGGAUUCCUUUAUACCAUGUCACAUUUCCUUUGGUCCUCUAUGUAUUUAAAUGUUUGAAGUGCCUUAGACUCUUGCCAUAUUUUCAAAAUAAAAUUUCAUUAAGCUCU